Molecule: messenger RNA, 2679 nt
Organism: Fraxinus pennsylvanica
Lineage: Eukaryota; Viridiplantae; Streptophyta; Magnoliopsida; Lamiales; Oleaceae
Source: the annotation of a GenBank genome assembly
AUGGGGACUGUUGGUGGGGAAGAACUGUUAAAUUCGGACAAAAGGCAAGGUAUUGGGAACGGAAAAGAAGAGAAGAUUUUAGUAUUGGUGAGGUUGAAGCCUUUGAAUGAAAAGGAGAUUGCAAGGAAUGAAGAUGCAGAUUGGGAAUGCAUUAAUACAACCACCAUUUUAUACCGGAAUAGCCUCCAGGAGCGGUCUGGAUUGCCGUCAGCUUAUACAUUUGGUAAGCAUGAAGAAAGAGCAUUUGUUUUGAAGUUUUCUGCACUUGAAAUUUAUAAUGAAGUUGUUAGAGACCUUCUUAGUGCAGACAAUACUCCACUUAGACUACUUGAUGAUGCAGAGAGAGGAACUGUAAUAGAGAAACUCACUGAGGAGACUCUGAGGGAUUGGAGUCACCUCAAGGAACUUUUAUCCAUAUGUGAAGCAAAAAGACAAACUGGAGAGACCUCUUUAAAUGAAACAAGCUCUAGAUCCCAUCAAAUUCUUAGAUUGGCAAUUGAAAGUUCUGCUCGUGAGUUUUUAGGGAAGGAAAACUCGACCACCCUUGCUGCUGCCGUGAAUUUCGUCGAUCUGGCAGGAAGUGAGCGUGCAUCUCAAGCACUAUCAGCUGGGCAAAGAUUGAAAGAAGGCUGCCACAUCAAUCGUAGUUUGCUAACUCUGGGGACUGUUAUUCGCAAGCUAAGCAAAGGAAGACAUGGACAUGUCAAUUAUAGAGACUCUAAGUUAACACGCAUACUACAACCCGCCUUGGGAGGCAAUGCGAGAACUGCCAUUAUUUGCACCUUGAGUCCUACAAGAAGCCAUAAUGAGCAAUCAAGAAAUACCCUUUUGUUUGCCAGCUGUGCUAAGGAAGUGACAACAAAUGCUCGGGUCAACGUGUUGAUGUCCGAUAAAGCGUUGGUGAAACAUCUGCAAAAAGAGGUGGCUCAUUUGAAGAGCGAGUUAAGAACCCCUGGACUGGCUUGUGAUCAUAUUGCAUUGCUAAGAAAGAAAGACAUGCAGAUUGAAAAGUUAGAGAAAGAGGUGGGGGAACUAACCAAGCAACGAGAGCUUGCUCAAUCCCGGGUUGAGGAUUUAUUGCAAGUGGUUGGAGAUGACAAAACUUUAUGGAAAAAGGAUACUAUUAACUGUUCUCUUAAAUGGCAAGAAGAUAAAACAUAUAAAGAUGAAUGCUCAGUGACAAGUCUGUCGAGUGGAACUGAUUGUGCCAGACACCUCAACAGAAUUCGGUCUUAUAACGGAGACAUCAGGAGUGAUGGGACAUCAGGUGUACUGCUUUCAGAAGACGGUGAGUAUCACUCGUCAUCUGAUAAUACUCCCGAUCCGAGUCAAGGAAGAGAGGAACUUACAGUAGGAACUGAAAGGGAUUCUGAUGAUAUCUGUGAAGAAGUUCAAUGUAUUGAGAUGGAUGAAUAUGGACACGGCAAAAUAUAUGAAUCAUUUGGCUCGUCAAACAACGAGAAUGAAGAAAGAAUGUCAAUGUUUUUGGAAACUGGAAAUGGACAUGCGGUGGAUCUGGUGCCAUUAUCUGCUUUACCUGGACAUGCUUGUGUUGUUGAAAAUGGUUCCUCUAAUUGGACGUCGGAGCAGAAAAUCGAAGAGGUGCCAAUAUCAGUUUCUUCUCUAGUCAGCUCCUACCCCGACGAAUCAUUUCCAAGGGCCUCGUUUAUCAAUAUGCCAAGUUCUGGAACCCUGAAGUUGACAAGAAGCCAAAGUUUUAGAGCAAGACUGAUGACUGGCUCAUCUCACUCUGCGAUGGCAGAUAAAAGUGAAUCGACACCACCCUCCGAGUUGGACAAAAGCUUCCCAGGAAGACCAGAAGGCUCCCAAAGAACUCAUUGGAAGCGAGUGAUAUAUGGUGCAUAUGAUGUGAGGCUGUCCAGAAAUGAUUCACAAUCCUCCAGUAGUAGCACUUCCAUAGAUGAAGUAAAAGCUCAAAACAUCACACAUGGAGAUCAGGAUAUUCCUACUCUUGAUUCUUUCUUUGCAGGUCUCCAGGAUAUGGCCGAGCUUCAGUAUGAAAAUCAACUUCAUGAUCAGGUUCAGGAGAUAGAACUGAAAUCUGGAGAGAAUGUCGAAGAUUUUGGUAUUGAUCCAAUGCACGAUUCUCUUGGAGCUCCUUCAGAUUGGCCUCUGAAGUUUGAGAGGCUGCAAAGAUUGAUAAUUGAAUUGUGGCAUACUUGCAAUAUUCCGUUGGUCCACAGGACAUACUUCUUCCUCCUCUUUAAAGAUGAGUUGAUAGAUUCCAUUUACAUGGAGGUAGAGCAUAGGAGACUGUCCUUCCUGAAGGAGACAUUUCCUAUGGGAAAUCCUACUGCACAAGAUAGCCGCCCUCUCUCAUUGGCAAUAAGCAACAGCAUGAAAGCUCUUAGACGCGAGAGGGAGGUGCUGAGAAGGCUUAUGUAUAAAAGGUACACCCGAGAUGAAAGAUACCAAAUUUAUCAGAAAUGGGGCAUUAGAACAAAUUCGAAGCAAAGGAGGUCACAGUUGGUACAUCGUCUUUGGAGCGACACUAAAGAUAUGGAUCACAUUGGAGAUAGUGCUGCUAUUGUUGCAAAGCUGAUUAAAUUCUCAGAUAAAGGGCAAACCCUUAAGCAGAUGUUUGGCCUUAUCUUCAUUCCACCAUGCAAAAGUCCAAGAUCCUUUAGCUGGAAAAAGAGUGUGAAAUCCCUUUUGUGA